This is a messenger RNA of Lepus europaeus (European hare), 1116 nucleotides long. RefSeq names its product neuropeptide S receptor 1 (gene NPSR1). Gene Ontology annotation, biological process: neuropeptide signaling pathway; positive regulation of release of sequestered calcium ion into cytosol. The transcript has 9 exons. The record is from RefSeq and is a predicted model, not a curated record. Gene Ontology annotation, molecular function: neuropeptide receptor activity; vasopressin receptor activity. Gene Ontology annotation, cellular component: cytoplasm; membrane. Bases 1 to 1116 code for a protein of 371 amino acids. NCBI's taxonomy places the organism in Eukaryota, Metazoa, Chordata, Mammalia, Lagomorpha, Leporidae.
AUGCCAGCCAACCACACAGAGGGCAGCGCCCCUUCCACCCAGAGCACGCUGACCCAAGGCUCUUCCCUGGCCACUUGCACAGAAACAGAGACUUUCACCGAAGUGGUGGAAGGGGAGGAGUGGGGCUCCUUCUACUACUCCUUUAAGACUGAGCAGCUAAUCACUCUGUGGGUCCUCUUUGUCUUCACCAUCGUUGGGAACUCUGUCGUGCUGUUCUCCACGUGGAGGAGAAAGAGGAAGUCAAGAAUGACCUUCUUUGUGACCCAGCUGGCCAUCACAGACUCUUUCACAGGACUAGUCAACAUCUUGACAGACAUAAUCUGGCGAUUCACCGGAGACUUUAUGGCGCCUGACCUGGUUUGCCGAGUGGUCCGCUACCUGCAGGUUGUGCUGCUCUACGCCUCCACCUAUGUCCUGGUGUCCCUCAGCAUAGACAGGUACCACGCCAUCGUCCACCCCAUGAAGUUCCUGCAAGGAGAAAAGCAAGCCAAGGUGCUGAUCGGGAUUGCUUGGAGCCUGUCUUUCCUGUUCUCCAUCCCCACCCUGAUCAUAUUUGGGAAAAGGACCCUCUCCAACGGCGAAGUGCAGUGCUGGGCCCUAUGGCCUGACGACUCUUACUGGACACCAUACAUGACCAUUGUGGCCUUCCUGGUGUACUUCAUCCCUCUGACAAUCAUCAGUGUCAUCUAUGGCAUCGUGAUUCGAACUAUUUGGGUUAAAAGCAAAGCUCGUGAGACCGUGAACUCCAACUGCUCAGAUGGAAAACUGUGCACCAGCUACAACCGAGGGCUCAUCUCGAAGGCAAAAAUCAAAGCUGUCAAGUAUAGUGCCGCCAUCAUUCUUGCCUUCAUGUGCUGUUGGAGUCCAUAUUUCCUCUUUGACAUGUUGGAUAAUUUCAACCUCCUUCCAAACACCAAGGAGCGUUUCUAUGCCUCUGUGAUCAUUCAGAACCUGCCAGCACUGAACAGUGCCAUCAACCCCCUCAUCUACUGUGUCUUCAGCAGCGCCAUCUGUUUCCCUUUUAGGGAGCGGAGGUCACAGGAUUCCAGAAUGACCUGCCGGGAGAGAACUGAGAGGCAUGAGAUGCAGAUGCUGGCCAAGCCAGAAUUCAUCUAG